Penicillium antarcticum is the source of this 807-nucleotide messenger RNA. Its product is annotated as Sec63 complex subunit SEC66. The transcript has 3 exons. NCBI's taxonomy places the organism in Eukaryota, Fungi, Ascomycota, Eurotiomycetes, Eurotiales, Aspergillaceae. Gene Ontology annotation, cellular component: Sec62/Sec63 complex. The record is from RefSeq and is a predicted model, not a curated record. Gene Ontology annotation, biological process: post-translational protein targeting to membrane, translocation. The coding region runs from base 1 to 807 and encodes 268 amino acids.
AUGUUCGACAUAGACUGGCUCAGUCUAGCGGUCCCCCUCGUCUACUUGGGUAUUCUACUGGGAUCGCUGGCAACAUUUUCUUCGCUCUACCGCAAGCGCAAGGCCCACAAGGCUGCUUCUCUAGAGCCCUGGUUCCCCGCCCAUCUCCAACGCGAUAUCUACUUCUCCCUUCUCCACCUUGAGCCCUCGGCUUCUUCCACAAAAGAGAAGAAGGCCCCCGCCAUCCCCGAUUCCAUCCUGAAGGCUUCUCUCCUUCGUCGCGCAUCUGAGGAUAUCCGUCGGAUUAUGGCGCUCCGCAGUCAGAAGCAGGCGCUUGCUAUGCUUCUCCAGCGCGGAAGUGUCGGUGAUGAUCUCUGGCAGCGAUUCCAACGCGCGGAGAAGGAGAUGGAAGAUGAGGUCAAGGAUGUUGUGUCAGAGGCCAACGCAUACGCUCCUGGCUGGGGUCAGACUAUCUUCCAGUCUGCUAAUGAGAUGAUGAACAACGAUAUCUACCGCAAGCGCAUGGAAGAGCAACAGAGCAAGGUCGAGGAGGAACGCCAAUGGUGGGAUAAAAAGAAGACUAGCAUCAAGGAGAGUUUCAUGAAGGAGCUGGACGACAGCCCCUCUGCAUCCACUACUCCUGCCGCUACCAAGACCUCCACAAAGUCCUCUGAUGAAGUGGCAGCAUCCUCUGCCCCCGCCGCUUCUGUUCAAGGCAGUGAUGACGAUGCGGUGCUUGUGGAGGCUGAUCCUUCAACGAAUACCCCUGCUUCUCCUGCUUCACCGGCAGGUGGUGGAAAGAAGAAGAAGAACAAGGGCAAGAAAUAG